AUGGGUUUAGAUUCCUGUCUGAUCACUGCCCAGCGGUAUGGACACCGUCGUCCACUAUCCCUUGACAAUGCCAUUCGUUACGGCAACCUAUCUCCAGCCUUUACCCUGGCGUCCUUCAAGUUCCUCAAAGGCGUCUACGAUGUUUUACAUGAGCAUCAAGAGCAGUUCCAAGACUUCCUCGAUUGGGUGUCCACUGUCCUCCACAAGCAUCACCCAGAUUUAGCUGCCCACCUUCAGCACGAGCUCGACCACAACAUUGGAGAAUGCCUCACCACCAUAUUCCCAUCGACCGAUAUGACCAUCCCGGCAACAUCCUGUUUCACCAAGGAGCGUUGGCUAGAUCAAGCCUCCAUGGAUGCAUGUCUCGAUGCAUUCUACGGUUUAUUCAGCACCAAUGCCAACAUUUUCAUCUUCACUAUCUAUAUCAGCACUUUGGUCAGCAGCGACAACGACAGCUCCGGAUGGCCUGCCUUUCAUAAUUGCAUCUUUGACGUCUAG
This is a messenger RNA of Linnemannia hyalina, 498 nucleotides long. Lineage: Eukaryota; Fungi; Mortierellomycota; Mortierellomycetes; Mortierellales; Mortierellaceae. The record is from the annotation of a GenBank genome assembly.